AUGGGUCAUCGGGAAAGACUGACGCACUAUCUGUACCUUCUGGGGAACAGCAUGAAGGUUUUUAUCGCCGAUAUUGACAUCGAAGGCGCAAAACGAUUAGCCCAAGAGCUCAACAAGCAUGGUGAAAAGGUGUGGCCACUUGAAGUCAAUGUGGCGGAUUGGGAUUCGCAGCGGAAGGGAUUCGAGGCUGCACUGGAUCGUUUGGAUAGCAAGCAUGUCGACUACGUCUGUCCCAUCGCCGGGGUGGGCGAAGGGCGGACGUUUCCCAAUCGACCGAAUUCAGUGGGAUUUCAAGAACCCGAUCUCACAAAAUUCGAGGUGAACAUGAACGGAUUUCUCUAUACAGUCAGUCUUGCUCUGCAGCAAUUCCGCCGACAAGAACCCAACAAGCACGGGUUUCGAGGAAAAGUGAUAGCCGCGGGCUCGGUGGCCGGCUUUUACAAUCAUCCUGGCAUCCCCAUGUGUGCGGCAGCAAAACAUGCCGCCGUCGGCUUCGUUAGAUCCUUUGGCAAGCUCCUCCUCGACGAGGACAAGAUCACCAUGAACAUAAUCUGCCCGAACAAGAUCCGGACAAACAUCAAUACAACCGGGGCCUUCGAUAAAGUCGAGGCAGCGGGGGUCCAGCUGAUCCCAAUGAGCGAGUAUCUCGCGGCGGUGAAGAAUCUCCUGGGCUCGAACGAUGUCUCGGGCGCUUGUUUUGAGAUUGCACCCCGGAUCGGAUAUUUCAUCAGGCAGCCCACGGAGUUCAUCAACUCGGAUUCGAGAAUAAGUGGCGAGAUGACUCUGGAACUAGCACUCCCUCUCCACCGGCCUAUCUACGAUUGA
This is a messenger RNA of Cladophialophora immunda, 825 nucleotides long. RefSeq lists its product as uncharacterized. The record is from RefSeq and is a predicted model, not a curated record. NCBI's taxonomy places the organism in Eukaryota, Fungi, Ascomycota, Eurotiomycetes, Chaetothyriales, Herpotrichiellaceae. The coding region runs from base 1 to 825 and encodes 274 amino acids. The transcript has 3 exons. Gene Ontology annotation, cellular component: cytoplasm. Gene Ontology annotation, molecular function: oxidoreductase activity, acting on the CH-OH group of donors, NAD or NADP as acceptor.